GUAAUAAUUCCUCUUUAAAUAUGUUAUAUUAUAACACUAAAUAACUAUUAACUGCAAACCGCAACAACAACAAGUAACAACUAUCAGCGUAAAUAAUUUCGAUUAAAAUUUAUAACAUCUAAUAUAUAUUACAACAGCUUGCAUCAACAGUUAGAAAAAUAUAACACAACAGUUUAAUUCAUUGAAAAAUUAUAACAGUUUAGCCCACCUCUACUCAGGACGGACGUUGUGUGCCUCGCUCGCACGCGUCAUGGAUAAGGAGCUGUGCUUGAAACUUAUCGAGCAAUAUGGGAAUUACAAACUUCUUUGGGACGCGCAAUGUCCACAAUACACAAACAGGGGAUUGCGGGAAGAUGCAUGGAGAAAUUAAGCAGAGAAAUGAAUCUCCCAGUAAAAGAUCUGAAAAAGAAGAUGGAGUCUUUGAUGGGAUCAUACCGAAGAGAAAAAUCAAGGGAGAAAAAAAGCCGGGUUACAGGAUUAGGUCGUGACGAGGUGUAUACUUUAACAUGGUAUGCAUAUGGAGCUUUCAGCUUUAUGGGAGAUAGAAAUGAUCCAGGUCACACCCAAGAUACUUUUCAUACGCAAGAAGACAUUCAGGAAGAAGUACAACAUAUUGACAAUGAACAAUCGCAGAGGCAAAAUAACUCCAAUGAAGCACCAUGUGAUGAAAGCAGGAAUGAAACUCAAGAAUCAACUAGAGGACUGGGACAACAACAAGAAAUUCCAAAAAGAAGAGCUAAAAAGAGAUCUGCAGCUGUACAAGAGAUAUCAGAUAAUACUAUAACCGAAGCAUUUAAACUUUUGGAACAAUGUGUAGGCGACGCUAAUGUUCCGCAGCCCCGUGCAAACGAUUCAGAUGAUGCUUUUGGGCAAUACAUUGCUCACGAACCAAGAAAAUACGACAAUUAUACUUUAGCGCAUGUAAAAAAUUCUAUCUGUAGGAUCAUUUUUGAAACAGAUACUGGUGCACAACAACAUUAUGUGCCAAACACAGGUUACUAUACUCACACCUACGGUUCAGCAUAUUCCACUUCAGGUAACUCUUGUUCUAUCCCUUCAAUGUCACCGAUGCCUCCUCCGCCGAUACAUUCUAGCUCACCAAUGCCUUCUCCGUCACCUUCUACCUCACCAAUGCCUCCUCCGCCGAUACAUUCUAGCUCACCAAUGCCUUCUCCGUCACCAAUACCUUCUAUCUCACCAAUGCCUCCUCCGCCGAUACAUUCUAUUUCAUCAAUGCCACCUCCACAUAAUGAAUAAAUAGAUUUAAAAAAGUCUUUACGUGUUGCAAUAUUCUUAGAUAUAUAAGUAAAGAUUAUAGUUAGCAAUGUGUGAGUAAAUAUGAAUAAUUACAAAAAUUUGUGAGUAACAAUAAACAUAACAAUAGGUAAAAAAGCAACGAUUAAAACAAUGUCUGAUUAUAUAAA
Messenger RNA from Leptidea sinapis, 1424 nucleotides. RefSeq names its product zinc finger homeobox protein 4-like. The transcript has 3 exons. The coding region runs from base 319 to 1257 and encodes 312 amino acids. The record is from RefSeq and is a predicted model, not a curated record. NCBI's taxonomy places the organism in Eukaryota, Metazoa, Arthropoda, Insecta, Lepidoptera, Pieridae.